CGGGCGGGGAAAGGUUUCCCUGUUGCUGUGUGUGUGUCGAAGCCCGAAUGCGAUGCGCGCCUGCAUGCCUGCCUGUCACUCAGUCAAUCACCCGCGCCCUCUGCCUCUGCCUCUGCCAAUCUGCCAAUCUGCCACUGCUGUCUGCCCGUCUGCCCGUCUGCCCGUCUGCGCCCGUCUGCGCCCGUCGCCCUGCACACCAGCACCAAGCCCGUCAUACUCUGCAGCUUGCUUGUCUCGCAUAUCCUCAGCCCCCCGUCCUCCACUCCCUGCCCCGUCUUUGUUUUCCCUUUUUUUCCCUCGCCUUGCUACUCACUCCUACCUAACCUUUGCAUCUCUGCCGUCAUCCAUCUCUCUCUCCCCCUCACAUCCACCCAUCCACCCUCACACCCCUCCACAUGUCGCCCGCUGGCCCUGACACGGCCUCGCUCAAUCACACACCCCUGCUAACAAUGCUCUCUCCACGUCUCGUUUGAUUGCCCACCAUCGCCCCGCCGCUAGAUAUUUUUGCCGACUG
Molecule: messenger RNA, 514 nt
Organism: Bipolaris sorokiniana ND90Pr
Lineage: Eukaryota; Fungi; Ascomycota; Dothideomycetes; Pleosporales; Pleosporaceae
Exons: 1
Coding region: 53-415 (120 amino acids)
Source: RefSeq, a predicted model, not a curated record